GCCGGCUGUUCGGCUGCUUGUGAAACGUCACUUUGUUGUGUUUUCUCAUUCUAUGUCCUUUUUUUUCGAACAAUAUAUCGUUCUGUUGUUUAUGAUAAAUAAAUGACCAGCAAUUUUAAUUAUUUUCUCCACGUCUGUCAUAAUGCCGCACCAAAUUAUAUUUCGUGAACAUUAUGGUACACAGGGACAAGAGGUUGUUUACAUUAAACCUCCAGAUCAAAGAGUAAUUGUCCCACUCAACUCCAUAUAUUCUCAGAGUAUUGCGAGCUUGGUUCUUGGCAGUUUUAAAAAUAUAUUCCGCGUAGUAUUUCUGCCACAAGGAUAUCCUGAAAGUGUGAGCAAAGAUUACUUUUCGUACCAGCUUUGGGAUACUAUUCAGGCAUUAUGCAGUUCCUUGAACGGUACACUUACUACUCAGGCUAUUAUGAAAGGAGUUGGUGUUGGUGACCAGGCAGCAACACCACUCGCAGCUGCUGUCACAUGGAUUCUAAAGGAUGGGGCUGGAAAUGUUGGGAGGAUUGUGUUUGCAUGGUGGAAAGGCACAAGUUUAGAUGCAAACUGCAAGAAGUGGCGCUUAUGUGCUGACAUCUUAAAUGACUUUGCAAUGUUUUUAGAAUUGUUACUGCCCUAUUUCAUGGGCUACUCCACUGCUUUAUUGUGUGCGGCUACAAUCCUAAAGAGUAUUGUUGGAGUCGCAGGUGGAGCGACAAGAGCUGCUCUUACUCAACACCAGGCUAUUCGAGACAACAUGGCAGAUGUUUCUGCAAAGGAUGGAAGUCAGGAAACCUGUGUAAAUCUCUUGGCAUCUGUGGCUGGAAUAAUACUCUUGACCUGCAUGGGAGAGUUUCAGCACGUAUGGCUUAUGUUUGCCAUUUUCACAUCCAUGCAUAUAUAUGCAAAUUAUAGAGCUGUGAAAGCCUUGACAAUAUCAACCCUCAACACUGCCCGACUCAAUAUUGUGAUUCAUACCUACCUGGAGACGGGUGUAGUUCUAGAUCCAGAUACUGUAAAUCAGAAAGAAGCUGUCAUUCUUGGGAAAGGACUGUCUGCAAAGAGUAUCUGUGGUCAUGAUAUAGUAAUUGGAGAAUCUGUAGCAACAUUUAUUCGCUCUGCUGCUCUGACAGCUGAUCAACUGAAAGUUCUCCAUCACUUACACCAGGGAUGUGGUUACAUGUUAGUUCCUUCUAGAAGAGACAAAAAGAUUUACAUUCUACUUCAAGAAGGAAUUCAUGCUAAUUCUAGGGAAAUAGUGAAAUCAUAUUUUCACUCUGUAAUCCUAGGAAUUGCUACCUGUAUGACCAAAGAUGGAGCAAAAUUGGUAACCAAACCCUUGUCUCCCAAAGAGGGUCCUCUGCUCCAAAGACUAGAAGAAGCCUUGAAAUCUUCAUGUAGUUCUACUCCAUCUGAUUUCUUGCACAGCGAGUCGUCUGGACUUGAACAUUCUAUUCCACAAAUAUCAUUCAUCAAUGCUAUUAUGGCUUCUAUUCAAAUUGAUGCUACAGAAUCAGAACAGUUUCUAAAUUUACUUCAAGAAGCAGGAUGGGCAACAAGUGGGCAUCAUUUAGACUGCAAUGAAUGGCGAUUCAUUUGGCCCACUCCAGAGAAGAAAAUAGGCCUACAUGGAUCACAGCGACAGCCUACCUAAUGAUGAUGUUUGUAUAAUAAAUUGUGAGUGCCUCACUAACAGAGACUGCAAAGUCAAAGCCUCAGUUCUUCACACAAAAUUGUUAAACCAUCUUAAAGGAAAAAAAAAUGAUGUAGAAAAUUC
Messenger RNA from Frankliniella occidentalis (western flower thrips), 1768 nucleotides. RefSeq names its product RUS family member 1. The transcript has 8 exons. The record is from RefSeq and is a predicted model, not a curated record. Lineage: Eukaryota; Metazoa; Arthropoda; Insecta; Thysanoptera; Thripidae. The coding region runs from base 143 to 1645 and encodes 500 amino acids.